UUUACAGUGUACGUAUGGACUGCAGUGAGUGGCCCCGCCCCCCUCCAUUGACGGCAAAAUGGCGUCGGAGAGCUGUGAUGCUGUGAACAUGGACCCUGACAUGGAACUGCUCAGUGACGAAGAAUUAGAAAGGGAAGCGGAGGGCUUCAAAGAGCAAGGCAAUGCCUUUUAUAUCAAGAAGGAUUACGCAGAAGCAUUCAAUUAUUACACCAAGGCCAUAGACAUGUGUCCGAAGAAUGCAAGUUACUAUGGAAACCGGGCAGCCACGCUUAUGAUGUUGUGUCGGUACAGAGAGGCUUUAGAGGAUUCCCAGCAAGCAGUACGACUAGAUAACGACUUCAUGAAGGGCCAUCUGCGAGAGGGCAAAUGCCACCUGUCCCUUGGCAACGCUAUGGCUGCAAGCCGCUGUUUCCAGAGGGUUCUGGAGCUGGAGCAUGACAACAGCCAGGCCCAGCAGGAGCUGAAGAAUGCAGAAUCAAUCCUUGAAUAUGAGAGGAUGGCAGAGAUUGGAUUUGAGAAGAGAGACUUCAGGAUGGUUGUUUUUUGCAUGGACCGUGCCUUGGAGGCUGCUGCAGCCUGUCACAGGUUCAAGAUACUGAAGGCCGAGUGCUUAGCUCUGCUGGGACGCUACCCUGAGGCUCAGUCUGUCGCCAGUGAUAUUCUGCGGAUGGACUCUACUAAUGCAGAUGCCCUGUACGUGCGUGGUCUCUGUCUGUAUUAUGAGGACUGCAUUGACAAGGCUGUCCAGUUCUUUGUCCAGGCCUUGCGCAUGGCCCCUGACCACGACAAGGCUCGGCUCGCAUGCAGAGAUGCCAAAGCACUAAAAGCCAAGAAGGAGGAGGGGAACAAGGCGUUCAAGGAGGGAAACUUUCAGGCAGCCUAUGAACUGUACUCUGAGGCACUGACAAUAGACCCCAACAACAUCAAGACUAAUGCCAAGCUGUUCUGUAAUAGAGCCACUGUUGGAUCUAAGCUGAAGAAACUAGAGCAGGCCGUUGAAGACUGCACGAAGGCCAUUAAACUGGAUGAGACCUACAUCAAAGCCUAUUUACGGAGAGCGCAGUGCUACAUGGACACAGAGCAAUAUGAAGAGGCAGUGCGGGAUUAUGAGAAGGUGUACCAGACAGAGAAGACAAAAGAACACAAGCACCUUCUGAAACAUGCCCAGCUGGAGUUGAAGAAAAGCAAGCGGAAAGAUUACUACAAAGUGCUUGGGGUGAAUAAGAACGCCACAGAAGAUGAGAUCAAGAAAGCUUACCGGAAAAGGGCGCUUUUACAUCACCCAGAUCGUCACAGCGGAGCUAGUCCUGAGCUGCAGAAGGAAGAGGAGAAAAAGUUCAAAGAGGUGGGCGAGGCUUUCAGCGUGCUUUCGGAUCCAAAGAAGAAGUCUCGCUAUGACAGCGGUCAGGAUCUGGAGGAUGACGGCAUGAACAUGGGAGAUUUUGAUGCCAACAACAUUUUCAAGGCUUUCUUUGGGGGUCCAGGAGGUUUUAGUUUUGAAGCAUCUGGACCAGGAAAUUUCUUCUUCCAGUUUGGUUAAGGAAGGAGGAUUUGUCUACCUAAACAGUUACUACAUCAGGACUUUUCAACCCCCAAACCCACCAUCCAUAUUUAAUGACAGAUUGCAAGUCAGAUUCCUGUCUAUAUCAUUGACCGAAUGAACCCAAUGACCACAUGCAACCAAUGUGUUAAAGCCCGUUUAGCAAGGACACCAAGAUGGCGCAGACUGAGUUGAUACUGUUACUGGUUUUGGAUUUGGUUUUCUUCCUUUCAGAAUGAAACAAACUUUGAAGUCAGUAAUGGCUAGCAACGGUGUUCCAAAUAUUAUCUGGAUUUUUGAGAUAGCAGAGACUGCGCAGCUAUUAUAUCAGAUCUUUUAGGGAUCCCCGCAGGAAGCGACAUCCUUGGGAAAUUCUUGAGAUGCAACUGUGCAUUGAGCAAGCUAUUAUCCGCCUCGUCUCAACUUGCUGCUGAGGGGGUAUUCUCUGCAUGAAAGUUAAUAACUUGCUUAAUGACUUCAGAAGAAAUUUGCACCUUCCUCUUUUCAAAAAUCUGUCAGACAGACAGUUGGCUGCUACACACUGAUAACUGCCUCCUUGUCAUUCGCCAAUAUGAGCACUUGAGCAUUUUUUUAAAUUCACAGCUGGAGGCUGGAGCCUAGACCCACACUUACACUACAGCUGAAGCACAUUAGGAAGAUGGCAGUGGAGACAGCUGUGCUGGCUUUGUUGCCAGCAAAGUCCCCCUCACCUCUCUUUGUCACACGUUUUGUGUUUGAUGUUGCCAUUCACAGAUUGCUGCAUUGUACAUUUAACUGGAAUGUAAAGUGUUGAUUUGUGAUGAUAUAGUUUUUUUUUUCCCAUUCUUAUUUUUUAAUUUUAUAUGUAUAUUUAUUGUAAAUUUGCUGUCUCUUAGAGAACCAUCUGUGUAAGAUGAGGACGCCUUUCUGUUAUUUUAAAGUUUGAAAAAGACACCAAUGAUGAGCAUCCUUUGACACAAAUUCAGGAAGAUAAUUGUUCUGCUUGGUCUGCAUGAAAUGUUGUGCAGAAAAAGAUUAUGCUUUAUAUGUUCCUUGACUGUGAUGCAAGCUGUCUAGUUUAACUCAAUGCAACAGAUAAGUAAAAUAAUAUAACAAUCAUUGGGUGAUGGAUACGUGGCUAUGUUCAGUUUGCUUCCUGAUAAGUGUGUUGUUCUGUUGGUGGACUAAAAGAAAA
Molecule: messenger RNA, 2714 nt
Organism: Anoplopoma fimbria (sablefish)
Lineage: Eukaryota; Metazoa; Chordata; Actinopteri; Perciformes; Anoplopomatidae
Gene: dnajc7
Product: DnaJ (Hsp40) homolog, subfamily C, member 7
Exons: 14
Coding region: 59-1540 (493 amino acids)
Molecular function (GO): protein binding
Source: RefSeq, a predicted model, not a curated record